UCAGCAGCCUGCAGCACAGCACCCCGAGCCUCAGGCCAGGACCUGGACACCCCAGGAGCCGACUCAGGUGAAGCUGCAGAAGAACCGGGAAGGACGCGCGAAGCCAUGAUAUUUCCAUGGAAACGCCAGCGUGCUCAGGGAGUCUUAAGAUUGUGGUUGUGGACAGUGCUCUGCUGUGAUUUCUCUGUGUAUCAUGGAACCAACUGCUGGACUUACCAUUACUCUGAAAGACCCAUGACCUGGGAAAACGCUAGACGGUUCUGCCAACAAAACUACACAGAUUUAGUUGCCAUACAAAACAAAGGGGAGAUCGAGUACCUGAACAAGACGCUUCCCUAUAGUGCUACUUACUACUGGAUAGGAAUCCGCAAGGUGAGAGGGGUGUGGACGUGGGUGGGAACCAACAAGUCUCUCACCAAGGAGGCAGAGAACUGGGGACAUGGGGAACCCAACAAUAGGAAGACGAAAGAGGACUGCGUGGAGAUCUACAUCAAAAGGACCAAAGACGCUGGAAAGUGGAACGACGACGCCUGCCGCAAGCUGAAGGUGGCUCUCUGCUACACAGCUUCCUGUCAGCCCUGGUCAUGCAGUGGCCACGGAGAAUGUGUGGAAACCAUCAAUAAUCACACCUGUAACUGUGACGUGGGGUACUACGGGUCCCGGUGUCAGUUCGUGACUCAGUGUGAGCCUGUGGAGGCCCCCACGCUGGGUACCAUGGUCUGUACUCACCCUUUGGGAAACUUCAGCUACAGCUCACGGUGUGCCUUCCAUUGCUCUGAGGGAACAGACAUAAUUGGGAGCGAAGAAACCACUUGUGGACCAUUUGGAAACUGGUCAUCACCUGAACCAACCUGUCAAGUGAUUCACUGUGAGCCGCUGACAGCACCCGACUUGGGGACCAUGGACUGUAGUCACCCCCUGGCCAACUUCAGCUUUACCUCCACGUGCACCUUCAGCUGCUCAGAAGGAAAUGAGUUAAUGGGGGAGAAGGAAACUUUUUGUGGAUCAUCUGGAAGCUGGACGAGCCUCAGUCCAAUAUGUCAGAAAGUGGACAGGAGCUUCUCAAUGAUCAAGAGCGGUGACUAUAACCCCCUCUUCAUCCCAGUGGCAGUCAUGGUUACUGCGUUUUUGGGGCUGGCGUUUAUCAUUUGGCUGGCAAGGCGAUUAAAAAAAGGCAAAAAGUCUCGGAAAAGCACGGAUGAUCCGUAUUAAACCACCCUCCAUGAAAGAAAAUCCUCGGGAUCCUAAAGCAUCGCUGGAUCCUUCCAACCCUCCAUGAGAAAAGAUUCCUACGUGGUGUCCCCCCCACUGAGAUGGCAUGUGUCCCUUUCGGGGCAUCUGAAGAGACCCCUCUAUGCCCGGCAGCUCCUUUGGCUCCCGCUGUUCCCUUCGCCCCCCUCCCCCGGCCCACAGUUGUGGUCCAUGCAGCUCUGCGUUCUACCCUCCUUUCUGCGCAGAAACAAGACCGCGGGGAAAAGGGUCGCCGUGGGGUGUAAACACGCCCCAUUUCGCUCUCUUUCUUGGCUGUUGUUUCCAGUUUCAAUUCAGUGCUGUGCCUGCUGACGUACUUCUGAAUACAGUGAAAAUCUGACACAUGUGCCACCCCGGUCCCUGCUGUGCUGCAGACACAUUUCACCUCCUGGCCCUCCAGUUCACUGUGGGGUUACGUCCUUACAGAAAGUUCAGAAAAUUGAAGUAAUCGUUUCUCUCCAACUCCAGCAAAGUAACGGGGUUCUACUCCAAAGGUGAAGGCGGAAAGUCCUAUUUGCACUGUAGCCCCACCCUCUACAGACGGAGGCCCUUCUAUUUCAUUGCUUCCAGCCUCUCCAUCUCCCUAGAGCCUGUCUACCUGUAAAGAUUCAUGUCGGGCAUCCCUCGGGCAUCCCGCACGCUCGCCACUUCCUUCAUAGCUAGUCCUUAACUAGUCUCACCAAUGGCAAUCUCCCUUUCCUGGCCUUCCAUCGUAAAGUUAGUUUGCAAUAUAUGAUUUUGUACUUAAAUACAGUUUGCUUUUAUUUUUUAGUGUUAUCUAGUUUGUUAUUCUAAAAAUUAUCACAUGUAUGUUUCUCUCCAAUGAAAUUCUACCCUCCUUAACUGUAGAGAUUGAGCCACAUCCCUGGAGUAUCUAGUUCAUUACUCGACACUCAAAAGAAGUGUAUUUGAAUAAAUCAGAAAGAGCACACAGUGUACUUUUUGAUACAAGCUGCAGCAAACCCUUUUUCUCCACGGGCGAUGAUGACCUGAGCAGAUACUCAUUCAAUGUCACGGGCUGCCUUCCUAGAAGAGAAUCGGGCCCUGUGUAGAAACUAGCUGGAGAUGCCUCCUUGUCCCAUGGCCAAUAGAGCUUUUAUAAACAUUCAUACAUGCUAUGGGAAUGAUUUUUCUGUGAUUACAUUUUCCUUUCUCAAAGCCAUCUCAGAUUCUACAUUACGAUGAGGGCUGUUGCAAAAGAUUCCCCACACCGUGCAGCAUAAAUCUAGGACGUACCAUCCACAUUCACACAGCGUAUGCUGCGUCCCUCAGAGUCGUCCAGUGCAGAGACCCACACCCUACAGAGACCCACACGGCAGCCCUCACUGCAAGGGCUUGUUCAGCUAAGACUCAGGAUCAAAGAACCCAAGUGGAGGCUACUUCUUGGAAGUAAGAUGUGUAUAGAUUUAAAAACACAGUUCUACCUAUGUUUAAGUCCUAAGGCUACUAUGGGAUUUUAG
Pteropus alecto (black flying fox) is the source of this 2711-nucleotide messenger RNA. RefSeq names its product selectin L (gene SELL). Bases 106 to 1212 code for a protein of 368 amino acids. Gene Ontology annotation, biological process: heterophilic cell-cell adhesion; response to cytokine; leukocyte tethering or rolling. Gene Ontology annotation, cellular component: membrane; external side of plasma membrane. NCBI's taxonomy places the organism in Eukaryota, Metazoa, Chordata, Mammalia, Chiroptera, Pteropodidae. The record is from RefSeq and is a predicted model, not a curated record. Gene Ontology annotation, molecular function: oligosaccharide binding; sialic acid binding. The transcript has 9 exons.